AUGUUCUACUUGAGAAAAUCUGACCGAUCCCUUUCUACCCCCUCGAGUCGAAUCAUAUUCUAUGAACCGAGCUGUUUAGGGUUAGUCAUUAUUAACACUCACGUGCAGGCUUGGCUGCAAACACUUGGUCAAGCAUUUUUGUUUGUCCGACUGAGACAGAAAUAUCCGAUCAGCCUCAAACUAACUGAAUCCAUCACACAUCUCCCUCACCCGGAGCAGUCACCUUGCCACGCCAUUCAGAGAUGCACGCCGAGUCCCCUGCCUGUGGACCUCUUGCUACAAACUUUACCUAUUCCCUAUCGAAAAGAAAACCCCGCGAAUCAAAGUGGCUCUAUAGGCACGACAAACCCCCUCCCCUAG
Molecule: messenger RNA, 360 nt
Organism: Morchella importuna
Lineage: Eukaryota; Fungi; Ascomycota; Pezizomycetes; Pezizales; Morchellaceae
Exons: 4
Coding region: 1-360 (119 amino acids)
Source: RefSeq, a predicted model, not a curated record